Messenger RNA from Trifolium pratense (red clover), 2994 nucleotides. Its product is annotated as histidine--tRNA ligase, cytoplasmic. The transcript has 7 exons. The record is from RefSeq and is a predicted model, not a curated record. The coding region runs from base 86 to 2701 and encodes 871 amino acids. Gene Ontology annotation, molecular function: ATP binding; histidine-tRNA ligase activity. Lineage: Eukaryota; Viridiplantae; Streptophyta; Magnoliopsida; Fabales; Fabaceae. Gene Ontology annotation, cellular component: mitochondrion. Gene Ontology annotation, biological process: mitochondrial translation; histidyl-tRNA aminoacylation.
AGUUUAAUCCAAACGCCCCCAAAAUCUUUAAAUAUUUUGUUGUAAAGCUAAACCCUCGUUUGUCACACACAGAGGUUCGAGAAAAAUGAGUCACAACGAGCUUUACGCCGUAACACUCGGCGGCAAGGGUUCAUCUCUCUCUUCUUCCUCCGUCUACGCCACCGCUACCGGCCAAGCUCAAAUCCGAAUCGAUUCAUCUGCACUCGACAGGCUAUCCUCAACUCCGUCACUGAAGCAAAAAAUCACCAUCCCCGAAUUUCUAACCCUAGAAGAAACCAGAGCUUUCUUAACCGUUCUUCUCAACAAACUCCUCCUCUGUAACUCAUCAAAACAGUUUCCGUUAUGGAUAUCAGAAUCACUCAAUUCAAAUCGGAAGAGUUUUCAAUUCGAAGAGGAAUUCGAUGUCACCAAAGACGAACACUCAUUGUUGAUAAACAACGAGUGUUCGGCGGUGCUCGGUGUUUCUUCUGUUCUGGAGUAUCAAUCGGCGGUGCUUUCGGUGUUUGCUGAUGUUGCAGCUGCGUUUUCGUGUGAGGCGUUGAAGGCUGAUGUGACGGUUUUCAAUUUGAUGGAUUCUGGUGAUGGACAUAGUUCUAAGGAGGAAGUUGCUGUUGCUAGUGAUAUGAGAACUUUGCUUAAUGGAUCUAAGUUUGUGGGAAAGGAAAAGGUUCCUUCCAUUGUGAAAAUUCGGAAAGUUCAUGGGAUUAUUAGGAAGAAUGUGAAAUCCGUGCAUUCUACAAUGCGGGUUGAGUUGAAUUCGUGUCAUAAAUUAGGGGAAAUUGAGCUUGGUAGUGAGCACGAUGUGUGUACUGUGUUGUUGCCUUUGGCAAUGGCAUUGAGGGAAUUGGGUGAGUUUAGUUUUGCUCGUGCACAAAGUAAUUUGUCCGCUAUUGGUAGCGAAGAUUUGAAAUCGAGUAUAGGCGAAAUCUUUGGGAAGCAAUGUCCUACUGAUGCUAGUUUGAUUAGUAGUUUUAAUGAAUCUUUACAUUUAUAUUCUGGAAGAGUGUAUGAUAAGUUUGCGCAUGAAAUCAAUGUGUUGUUUCGGCUUGUUUGGAAAAUUGUGGCAUGGGAACUUGUGACUGCUUAUGCUGUACUCGAGGCUGCUGACUUAAAUGAAAAGAUCGGAAAUGUUCGGGAAAAUGGAGAGACUUCCAAAGUUGAUAAGAAGAAGAAGAAAGCUGUUUUGGGAAAAGGAACUAGUUCGAUUUUGGCUCUGAUUAAGGAUAGGUUGCAGAGUGAAAAAAAGAGUGAUGCAGAGAAUUCGCGGCUAUUGGAGACUUGGGUGGCUGAUUUUCUAUCGUUUUUGGAUUUGGCAAAACUUGAAUUCAAUGAAUUUUUAUUGAAAGUAAAGGAUGUUUUAGAAAGCAAUGAAAGCAGAAGAUUGCCCAAGCUUCCUAAGGGGACCCGUGAUUUUUCUAAAGAACAAAUGACAAUUAGAAAGGAAGCAUUUUCAGUAAUAGAAGAAGUUUUUGAGAGGCAUGGUGCCACAGCCUUGGAUACACCUGUCUUUGAAUUACGAGAAACUCUCAUGGGAAAAUAUGGAGAAGACUCAAAGUUGAUUUAUGAUCUUGCUGAUCAGGGUGGGGAGCAAUUAUCUUUGAGGUAUGACUUGACGGUUCCAUUUGCUAGGUUUGUAGCUAUGAAUGGUCUGCCAUCUUUGAAAAGGUACCAAAUAGCUAAGGUCUACAGAAGAGACAACCCAUCUAAAGGAAGAUACCGUGAAUUUUAUCAAUGUGACUUUGAUAUUGCUGGUCCAUCUGAAAAUAUGGCUGCAGAUUUUGAGGUUGUUAGAGUUUUGACUGAAUUGCUCGAGGAGCUGAAAAUUGGGGAUUUUGAGAUAAAGUUGAAUCAUAGAAAAUUACUGGAUGGAAUGAUGCAAAUAUGUGGAGUGCCUCCUGAAAAGUUUAGGACUAUAUGUUCAAGUAUUGACAAGUUGGACAAACAACCAUUUGAACAGAUAAGAAAAGAAAUGGUCGAAGAGAAAGGAUUAACUGCUGAGACAGCUGACAGAAUUGGAACUUUUGUUAAAGAUAAAGGACAUCCUUUAACAUUAUUAUCUAAACUUAAACAAGAAGGCAGUGCUUUCUUAGAAAAUGCUGGAUCUAUGGAUGCAUUGAAUGAGCUAGAAAUUUUAUUUAAUACUCUGGAUAAAUCAAAACGCCUUGAUAGGGUGGUUUUUGACUUGAGCCUUGCCAGAGGUCUUGAUUAUUAUACUGGAGUUAUAUUUGAAGCUGUUUUUAAAGGGGAAGCUCAGGUUGGUUCAAUUGCUGCUGGUGGCCGAUAUGAUAACCUGAUAGGGAUGUUUGGUUCAAAGCAAGUUUCAGCAGUUGGUGUUAGUCUGGGAAUCGAAAGAGUAUUUGUCAUAAAGGAGCAACAACUGAAGGAUCAGAACCAGGUGAUUCGACCAAACAAGACAGACGUCCUUGUGAGCAUAUUAGGGAAUGACGUAACACUAGCCGGAGAGCUAGUUGGUGAACUCUGGGAUGCUGGGGUGAAAGCAGAGUUCUUGGUCAACAAAAGAAGACAGAAGCACUUUGACCAUGCAAAAGAUUCAAAGAUCCCUUGGAUGAUACUUGUUGGUGAGAAGGAAAUAAAAGAUGGCACAGUGCAGUUGAAACACCUUGAGGCAGGUAGUGAUGUAAAAUAUGACAUCCCUAGAGAAACUUUUGUGGAGGAACUUCGGAAACGGUUAAAUCCAUAAGCCUGGUGUUUGCAGCAUCCUACUUAGCAUGUGUUGGGAGUAUGUGUUUUCACAGGGAUAUUGCGCGGCAACGUAAGUUACGUGAGUCAGCUUCUCACGGUGGUUCAAUCACUCGCACUGUGGAUUCAAAACUGCAUUUUGUAUUUCAUUUGUGUGCGUUUGAGUUAAAAGAGUAUAGGUUUUAUAAGAUUUGAUGUUUCAUAUUCAUUUAUCUAAUUUAGUUGAAAGAAUAACUUAUAUGGAGACAUUGAGUUUGUUGUUUGUCAAAAAAAGAUUGGGUUAGUUGAUCGAAA